Pygocentrus nattereri (red-bellied piranha) is the source of this 1848-nucleotide messenger RNA. It is a transcript of the gene zfyve19, whose product is annotated as zinc finger, FYVE domain containing 19. Gene Ontology annotation, molecular function: phosphatidylinositol-3-phosphate binding; metal ion binding. Gene Ontology annotation, biological process: abscission; mitotic cytokinesis checkpoint signaling. Gene Ontology annotation, cellular component: centrosome; midbody; cleavage furrow. The coding region runs from base 198 to 1508 and encodes 436 amino acids. The transcript is spliced from 11 exons. Lineage: Eukaryota; Metazoa; Chordata; Actinopteri; Characiformes; Serrasalmidae. The record is from RefSeq and is a predicted model, not a curated record.
AGAUAGGAGCGGAGCUGGUCCUGAUGUCUGUACACUGAGCAGAUUAAUCUUCUGUAAAUAUGAAUUUGGCAAGGAACUGCGCUGUGUAUCCGAGCGUGUACAGCUCAUGUCAUCAGAUUUUGUUUUGUUCGCUGUCAGUUUAAUCGCUCGUCGCCUUUCCAGUGAAAAGUUGCAGCUCAAACUGUGAGCGGCCCAUCAUGAAUAACCGGUGUUAUGGAUGUGCUUCAAAGUUCACUCUCUUCAAAAAAGAGGUGGGCUGCAAAGGCUGUGGGCACUCGUUCUGUUCUGGCUGUCUGACGUACAACGCUUUAGUGCCCCGCUUUGGCAACACCCAGCAGAAGGUGUGCAGGCAGUGCCACGGUAACCUCACAAGUGGUGGAAAACAGAAUGAUGCUGCGAGAUGGUCUCCACCUGAAAACUACAAAAAGCGAGUUGCUGCUCUUGAAGCCAAACAAACUCGGAAUGAGCCUUUAAGGCAGGGAAGUGGAAAGAACAGCACACCAGCUCUUACGUCAACCAAAGGUUUAAGUAAGGAGGACAGAGUUAUUGCUGAAAGGCUCCAGAAGCUAAAGGAAGAAACAAAGCCAAAGUCCAUACCGUCUGAGAAGGACAUUGAGUCUCGUCUUGCUGCUUUGAAAGCACCAAUCCAGCCAGUGCCUUCAGCUAGAGAGAUGGAAGACCGUUUGGCUGCCUUGCAGGGAAGACCUCCUCCUUCCCAAGCUCCGCCUCCAGUUCACCAGCCACCUGAUACCAGGACUCAGACUGAACAGGCCAAUGACUUACUCACACAGAUGACAGAGGAAGUUGCCAUUGACAACCAACCAUCUCCAGAGGCUAAUAAUUCAGAGGGUCCAGUCAAUUCUCUAAAUGAUCUCAACAAGUACGAGACCGGGACAGUGGAUGAGAAUCUGGACGAUGAGCAGCUGUCACUCAAGCGGAUGGAGGAGGAGAAGAGUCGUCUGCUGGCUGAGGCCAUGGAGGAGCUGAAGCAUGAGGACCACAGCCAGGAGCAGCUUCUGCAGAUGGCCAAGAGGCUGGCAAUACUGCAGGGACGAGACCCAGACAAAGUCACCAUGACAGACUUCCAGCAACCUGACAGCGAUGAAGAGACAGAGGAGGAAGCAAUCAGCAGAGUUUUAAAAAGGCUGUCAGAAGAGGCUGCUUUAGAUGAGGCCAGUGGAUAUAACAUCCCUCCAGAGCGUAGCGGCCCUGAAAAUAAGGAACCAUCUAAACCCAAGUCCAAGAAGAAGCAGGGCCCAGCUCAGUCAUCUAAAUCCAAACCUCCGGCGACCGCCUCCGUGAGACAGGGCUCAGACAGUGAGGAUGAUGAUGAGGAAGAGCUGCCAUGGUGCUGCAUCUGUAAUCAGGAUGCCACCAUUCGAUGCCACACAUGUGACAGGGACCUGUACUGCAACCGCUGCUUUAGGGAAGGCCAUGACAAGUAUGACAGAAAAGAGCACCAUACAUCCAGUUACACUGCACCCAAGAAAGCCAAGAAAAAGACAUGACUGUAGUUACUGUGUUAUUGUCUGUGCUCAACAGUGAUACUGUUUCAGACAGUCAGCUUUGAAUGCAGUUUCUCAUUGAAAGACUAGCCAGUGAGGCUGUUAAUUUACUUAAAUAUCUAAACAUUGUUGCUAAAAGUGUCAAAAGUAUUUCAGAAUCAUCUAGCAACUUUCAAAAGUACUGAUAUAAUGAUCCUUGGAGUAACAUAGUCAUCAGUAAUGUUUAGUAUGUAACAGUAGCUCAGCAACACUAAAGGGUUCAUUGGUGAUACCGCAUCUGUGAUGUUGGUCUGUGGGUUAUAAUGUGUCUCUAUGAUUAAAAAAUAAAAUGAAUAAACCAAAA